Molecule: messenger RNA, 681 nt
Organism: Helobdella robusta
Lineage: Eukaryota; Metazoa; Annelida; Clitellata; Rhynchobdellida; Glossiphoniidae
Exons: 4
Coding region: 1-681 (226 amino acids)
Biological process (GO): sodium ion transmembrane transport
Cellular component (GO): membrane
Molecular function (GO): ligand-gated sodium channel activity
Source: RefSeq, a predicted model, not a curated record
AUGGAGAGCACAUCAGUGAGAAGAGUAUCGAAAUUCUUCAAAUCAAGUGAUGCUUUCUUGAAAGUUCUCUGGCUGAUUUUGUUGUUGGGAUCAACAAGCUACAUGACGACUAGGCUGUACAAGUUGCUGAAAAAUUAUUACGCAUACCCUUUGACAUCGGAUUUCAGGGAAAAUACAAAAAUAUUUACAACAGUUUGGUGUGAUGUGAGCAUUGCAUUUCUAGACAUUACCAUUUGCAAUUUGGACCUUUUUGCAGCGGCUGAACCUAAAGAAAUGUCCAUGAAUGAAAUUUUAUCAAAUUUAAUUGAGAUAAAAAACAAAUUUUUCAAAUUAAGAGUGGAUGAAUCAAUUUCUAAUAAUUCUGAAGAUAAUAUCGAUUUUGAGAAUGUUUUUAAAGAUUUGGCAACGAAUGAGUGUUCACUGUUGAGUUUCCAAUCCAGAGGAGUUAAGGUAAGUGUGCAGAGUCCUGGAGCUCUACCUGAUCUCAAGCGGGGAUUCAAUGUGGCUCCUGAAACUGAAAACAUUGUCGAAAUUAUUCAAACCGAAAGAAGACCUCACAAUAAACAGAUAGCCCGGUAUACACGGUGGGAUGUUGUCCCUCUGGUUGGGAGUAACCCUGGCAAGUGCUGUAGAGAUCAUAGAACUGAUCUACUUGCUGUUCAAACGUUGCUGGGAAAAUAA